This is a messenger RNA of Penicillium paradoxum, 3129 nucleotides long. RefSeq names its product putative RNA polymerase II mediator complex subunit Nut1 (gene nut1). Bases 1 to 3129 code for a protein of 1042 amino acids. Gene Ontology annotation, biological process: regulation of transcription by RNA polymerase II. NCBI's taxonomy places the organism in Eukaryota, Fungi, Ascomycota, Eurotiomycetes, Eurotiales, Aspergillaceae. Gene Ontology annotation, cellular component: mediator complex. The record is from RefSeq and is a predicted model, not a curated record. Gene Ontology annotation, molecular function: transcription coregulator activity. The transcript is spliced from 5 exons.
AUGCUGCCGGACAAGGCGAUCCCCGAACAAUGGAGGACCUUCCUCCACCAAUGUUUGGCCAAUCGUAUCGACGUCGAUGAGUUCACAGACUUAUCAGGGCUGAUGCUCACUCGCGCACCGGUGAAGGAAAAUGAGCUCCUCGACCUGCUCCUCGAAGCUCGCGUUUCUCCCAAAAUCACUUGGGACCCCCUUCUGCCGCUGUAUGUUAAUGGGCUUUGUAGGGUUGGGAGAGUCAAGUCUUCGUCUGCACUGGCGAGUCUGUUGAGGCACUCUUCUAUUGUUGAUUCUGUUGCAUUGCUAGAGGGGGAGCAGCAGGCCUCACCGGCUAAAAAGAAGCAAAAGCUAUCCACUCUCAUGACUGAUAUCAAAGUCAUCCAGGAUGUGAUGAUGUUCAUUUCCACGGGUCCUAUCCCGAAGACCGUUGUCGAGGCAGCGGAUAUUUACUCUGCCAUUGCGGACUGGAUUCUGGCCUUCGUGUCGUGGUACAACCAUAGCCAGGACGGGUCGCAACAAACGGGUGGCUUGAUGGGAUCGCCUGACGCGGUAUCGUUGUUCGAGUCGCUUGGGAUUCUGCUUGCAGCCCUCUCUGGGACCGGUAAAGGACUAGAAGUGCUUUCUGGUGAUCUGAAUCAAGCAUUGAAAACAAAACUGGGUCAGGCUUUAUCCAGCUACUUACCUCUCUGUGUUGAUGUCUCUCCGCAUCUUCGUCAUCGCCUCGAAGAGCUGCAAAAGGUGUUCAAUCUAUACCCCGACCAGCCUCCUAAAGCUUUGGACGAGCCUGCCAUUAAUGGCGUGAAUGUCAAUGCUCUUCAGUUCGAGGCCUCUGUUCUGGACGUCCCAGUUGGGAACACUCGAGCUGGACUCUAUGUUUAUAUCAAUUCGAUGCUUGUGGGACGUCCUUUGGUCGAUGAUACCAUCUUGAUCAACUACCUGACCAAUAGGUAUCAGGGCCACAAUGACGUCCUUAUUGCGGAAAUAAUCACAGCCGCCUUUGAUGUUCUGUCCAACGGCGUGUACCGCAAUGAGUCUAGCCGUACAAUGUUCUUGUUCCGAUCCUUCCUCGUUAACAAGCUCCCUGCUUUCUUUGCAGCCAUCUCAGCCGCAUCCAUGGUGCCGAUAUCUAUGGAACUUUGCAUCAGCCAAGCCUUGAGCCGUCUGGAUCCAAAUGCAUUCCCCUCCUUCUCCCAGAUGUUCUCGAUGCAGGGUAGUAGUAUUCUCUCAGAUGCUCGACAGGAAUUCCUCUUUGCGUGCGCGUCGCACAAACUCAUCCAGGAGUCCAGCAUCGAACAACUUCUUGGAGAGAAUCCCAUGCAGACACUGCCUGGUGGGGGCCCAUAUGUCAAGGAUGAUCUGAUCUCACAAAUUAACAACAAUCAUGAGCGUGCUGAGCAACUCAUUAACGAUAUUGAAUCCAUGGAUGGAAAUGCGGGCGCGAUAGUUGGGGCUGUGAUUGAGGUCAUGCACAACUUGUGUCAUCAAAAAGAGACAAUGACGCUUAAGAACAUCUGUAACUCUCUCUCACGUCGUCCGCAAACUUUGGACGUCAUCUUGCUGUUCCGGACCACAAAGCAGGUCUUGCAGCCUCUAUGCUCUAUUCUCGAUUCCUGGAAAUGGGACGAGGAUCAAGCGGAGAAUCAGCCCGUCUACGACGAAUUUGGUAGUAUUUUGCUAUUGGUUCUCGCUUUCAAGUACCGCUAUGACUUGAGCCCUGCUGAUAUGGGCAUCUCAAGCAACGACUCGUUCUUAUUGAAACUUUUGGACCGAGGUGCUUGCAGCCAGAAGCUGAACGACUUGAGCGAGAAACAGAACAAAGAUCUGGGCACUUGGAUUGAUGCUCUGUUUAUUGCCGAGGGCAUCAGUGAAGAGACAAUGUCGACUUGCAGUCCCCACGAAUUCUACAUGCUUGUAACAACACUCUUCGAUCAAAGUCUCGGUGCAUGCGAGUCUGGGAAGCUGGAUUUCGAUACUUUAAAAGGCGGAUUCGAAUGUAAGGAUACUUUCCCACGGUCGCUUCCCAUGGGCCACUCCACUAACCAUAACACAGAUCUGCUCGAGCCCUUCCUCCUCCCCUCCCUCGUCGUUGCGUUGACAUGGCUGGGCAACCACAUCUGGGAGUCCGAAACCGACCCCACCAUCCCCCUCAAAACCCUCUUGUCCUUAGUCAAACCCAGCUCAAUCUCCGGCGAAGCCCAAGCCAUCCACCAAACAGUCCUGAACAUAGCCGGGCGCCCCUUAGAAGAGCAGCUCAAAAACGUCCGGACCCGAAACCAGUCACGCACAGACAUCAAACCCAUCCUCGACGCUCUAGAGCCAUACCUCUCCUUCCGACGCGUCGGCAGCUGCCACCGAUCAGAACUCGAUACCUGGACCUCCCACACCGCCGGCGGCCUACUCGCCAGCAUCCGCACAACCUUCCACUCCCUCGUUCUCUGGAGCGCAGACCCAGAGAUCAGCAUGGCCCGACACGCAUACACACACCGCCAAGUGCUCGCCGGAAUCCGAAUGCUGGGCGCUACACGCGUUCUAGGCGCGAUCCUCGACGAAGUCAAGCACCAGACAGAAUCGGGUAACGGCCAUAUCGCACUGGAUAUCGCAACGACGAUGGUGUGCGCCCCGAUGACGGAGUCUUUUGCCAUCGACCAGAACAACUACAACCCCGUCGACGCGAGCAAAGAGGCCCUGCCGCGCUGUCCGAUCCUAACGCUCCGAGACGCCCUGGUAUUGCAGCACGAGAACGUCCCCAAGAUCUCAGAAAGCGACCCGCUACGCGCGGAGGUUAUCGUGAGACUUGUGCGCCGGGUGAACAUGCUCAUGGCGCCGCCAUCGCAGGUAUCGAAUAUCGAUGUCUCGAAUAUCAUUCAGAAUAUGCAUCUUGGCGUUGAGGGGCAGGAUCGCAUGGAUCUCGAGCCUUCCGGCGAUGUCACUGGCAGCACCGCUCAGGAUGAGUCGGAUAAUAUCAACCAGAUGCUGGAUAAGGCGGCCGCUGCGGGAGUUGGUAUGGAUGUUGGGCAGGAUAUGGGGCUAGAUGCUGGGGCGGGAAUGGAUGCUAUUGAUGAUGUGCUUAAUGCGGCGGAUAUGGCUGUUGGCAAUCCCGAGUUCUUGGAUUUGGAUAUGGAGGGGAUGUUCUAG